AUGAGCAAAACCCUUUGGAGUGCUGUUCUGAUGAGCCUGGUUGCCGGGAGGAGUUGGAUCUUCGAUGAUGAGAGCAAUGCGUUGAAGUAUAUCUAUGGGCUUGGGCCAGAGAUGUUUGAUGUCCCAAAUUCACAUCUCACUGACAAGCAGUGCCAGUCACUGGGCGCUAUGAUAGAUGCAUUGUCACACAAGGGCAGUGGUAAGGAAUGUUACGAGAUCCUUGAAGGCAAGGAAGUGGGUGGCUGGGCUGCCGGUCGCAACACCUUGGAUAAAUGGUUCAAAAAACAAAAGGUGUCAGGAUUGAUAGGAGAGUGGAUUGACAGAGUUUGGACUAUGCUAGACGUCUCACCUAUGCAACUGAUUCAUGAGGGGUUGGAGGAGGGUGAGGAGUUCCCCAACAUCCUUGAUGCCAAGCGCGCGAAAGAAGACGUGAUCCUUGUGAUCUUGGGAGACCAUGCGUUGGAAAAGAAUGCACGUGGUGACUUUCACGAUGCAACAGCAACUAUCAUUCAUCAUGCGUGGGAACGGCACCGCAAAAGGUUCAAGCAUGCUGAGAGAUCAUUGCCAAAGAAGAAACUGGAUGCCGCUGUGGCUGUCAAAGCCAUUGAGGACGCUGAAGUUGUUACUACAAGGAUGAUGCGUGAGGUGACAAAACAUGUCAAAGCACUUCAACAAGCAAUGACUUGGUUCCCGAAGCAAAAAGAUCACAUUACCGAGUAUGAGAAGUUCUUGAAGGAGGUCAUUAUCACUGCUGUUGUGACAGAGAGGAAGGUGCCGAAGGAGAAGGUGGCUGUGGAAAGUGAGGACACUCCAAGCAGAAAGCGAGGUGCUGCGCGUGCACAAAAGGUAAGAAUAGCCUCACUUGCCGCUGCUGGUGAUGUCGAAGAGAUCUGGGCGCUGUAUCUCCAACUCUUUGAGACUGAAUUGGGCCAGUUAGAGGUUCCCCAUGUCGAGGACGACGAAGAUCCUAGUGGGUGGGAGGACUGGGAGAAUUCAAGUGAGGAUCUUGGUGUUGAUGGAUGGCGAGAGAUGGAUAACGGAACCUUGAAUCACCUCCUUCAAUUCCCUGGAGGGAAGCCCAUGCUGUUCACUGAGUUUCGGUCGAAGAGUGGUCUCUGCGCGUGGGAGGACAUGUCGAAGAAAUUUGUCAAGGAGAACAACGAUAUGGAACAGUUGUCACUGCUGUGGCAUCAGUGUGUUGGGGUCGCAGCGAUUGUGGAUAAGAUUUGGUUAUCCAACGAAACAGAAGGAGACAUUCCUGGAAUUCUCAUCACUGAUGAAGUGGGAGUAGGGAAGACGGUGAAGGUACAACAAUUCAGAUGGGUUUCUGGACCAGGCUCAAGGCUCAGAGAAGAGGAAAUAUGA
Messenger RNA from Suillus discolor, 1365 nucleotides. RefSeq lists its product as uncharacterized. The record is from RefSeq and is a predicted model, not a curated record. The coding region runs from base 1 to 1365 and encodes 454 amino acids. The transcript is spliced from 4 exons. NCBI's taxonomy places the organism in Eukaryota, Fungi, Basidiomycota, Agaricomycetes, Boletales, Suillaceae.